AUGGCUGAACAUAUGAAAGCAUGGCAGCUUCCAGCCCCUGGUCCCAUUGAAGAGAAGCUUAAGCUUAUCGAGAACGUCCCCCGCCCCAAUGCAGAUCUUAAGAAAGGCGAAAUUCUCGUCCGCGUCGUCAGCGCCGCUCUAAACCCGGCCGACUACAAGAUGACAGGGAUGGGGUUAAUGUCGCGUGCUGCAAUCAAGUUCCCCAAGUCGCCUGGCAUGGACGUCAGCGGAACAAUCGUGGAUAUUUCCCCGGGAUCAACGGACGGCGAAGUCGGCGAUAAUAUCCUUGGUCGAGUUGAGCCCGUCAGCUCCUCCGGUUCCCUCUCACAGUACGUCGUAUUACCACGAGAUGCGUACGCCGUCGUACCUAAGACUGUGGACCUCGAUCAUGCUGCCGGUAUACCCACUGCGGGGGCGACGCAGUACCAGAGCAUCAAGCCCUUCGUUAAAGCCGGCUCUCGUGUAUUCAUCAACGGCGGCUCUGGAGGAACUGGAACAUUCGGUAUUCAAAUUGCGAAGGCCCUUGGAUGCCACGUUACGACAUCUUGCUCUACAGGCAAGAUUGAGUUGGUCAAGAGGUUGGGUGCAGAUACGAUUAUUGACUACCGAGUCGAUGAUGUUGUGUCUAAGCUCAAAGCUGAGGGCCAAGUCUACGAUUUAGUGGUAGACAACAUUGGUGACUCGCCUGAAGACUUCUUUUCCAAAACUCCAGGAUUUCUGAAGCCGGAUGGUCACUUCAUUGCUAUUGGGGGCUCUGUCUCGAUGACAACGGCCAAGAAUAUGAUCAAGGGGCUGAUGUUGCCUACGUUACUGGGUGGCACGCCGCGUAAAUUCGUGCCCCUUGUCACCAAGAAUAUACACGAGGACUAUGAGCAACUAGCAGAGUGGCUGGCUGAUGGAACUGUAUCCUCGGUUAUCGACUCUACCUUUGAAUUUGAGGAGGCGGUUGAGGCCUACGAGCACCUGAAGAAAGGUUCUACUGCAGGCAAAAUCAUUGUCCACGUCUCACCGAGGACAUGA
Molecule: messenger RNA, 1020 nt
Organism: Penicillium angulare
Lineage: Eukaryota; Fungi; Ascomycota; Eurotiomycetes; Eurotiales; Aspergillaceae
Product: NAD(P)-dependent alcohol dehydrogenase
Exons: 1
Coding region: 1-1020 (339 amino acids)
Molecular function (GO): oxidoreductase activity
Source: RefSeq, a predicted model, not a curated record